AUGUCUGAACAAGCCAAAAAGGCUAGAGGCAGUCUUAAGGGUGGCUCGUUGCACACUGGAGGUGCAAAGACCGUUGGAACAAUUAUAAGAGAGAUGAAAAAAGAAUUGGGACACACUCCCAUUGAACCGGAGGUUUUCAAGAAGACUCAUGUGAAGAAGGAAGCAAAUGAGUCGGAUCUGGAUGUGUGGGUCGAGGAAAGGGCCGAACGAACUUUUUACGUCACUGAGAAUCUAGAUAGUUCGAUCCAAAUGACACCUGAACUGUCCACCCAAAUUUGGAUAGAGAAAGUGAUAGGGCGGACACACAAGGGUGGAGUCUAUGGUCUAGGCUCUCAAAACGAUCUUAUAUCGGCAUUGGCAGAGUCGGAGCGGAGAAGAAUAGUUGAACAACAAAGCAUGAGUGUGACCGUUCAAGAAAUCAAAGAACAAGUGCUAAACCUCGCUCGUCGACGUACUACAUCAUCUCCUGCCGAGGACACCGACGACGACAAUGACGAGGAUGAUGAUUUUGUAGAUCGCACUCCCUAG
Messenger RNA from Solanum stenotomum, 528 nucleotides. RefSeq lists its product as uncharacterized. The coding region runs from base 1 to 528 and encodes 175 amino acids. The transcript has 4 exons. The record is from RefSeq and is a predicted model, not a curated record. Lineage: Eukaryota; Viridiplantae; Streptophyta; Magnoliopsida; Solanales; Solanaceae.